This is a messenger RNA of Stereum hirsutum FP-91666 SS1, 1583 nucleotides long. Its product is annotated as glutamine synthetase/guanido kinase. Lineage: Eukaryota; Fungi; Basidiomycota; Agaricomycetes; Russulales; Stereaceae. Gene Ontology annotation, molecular function: glutamine synthetase activity. The coding region runs from base 1 to 1434 and encodes 477 amino acids. The record is from RefSeq and is a predicted model, not a curated record. The transcript has 6 exons.
AUGUCUUCCUCAUCAGACGCAUAUGGUAUCGCUUAUACCCCUAAAACUAUCUCUGGUACUUCCUUUCAGCUUAGCGUCGAGGACCUCUCCGCGUGCAGUGUUCGCUUUGUUCGCAUUCAAUGGAAUGACUACACGAACAUCACACGAUGCAGAAUCAUACCCCUUGCUGCUUUUCGUUCUCUGCUUGCCUGUCCUCGGCCAGGUGUCGGUGUAGUCACUACUGUCUUUGGACUUGUGGAAGCGAGCAUGGCGGAGGGUUUUACGGCUGUCGGAGAAUACCUCAUCGUCCCCGACAUGUCCACACUGAGCAUCUGCCACUACGCUCCCGGUCAUGCGAGCGUAAUGGGCUUGUUUCAGUACAAACGGCGCCCGGAACCUUCUGCUUCGCUUGAUCUUCCUAUCUGCCCGCGCGGGAUGCUCAGGCGCAUAGAGAUGGAAGCACAGGCUGCUGGCGUCGAGUUUCUCGUUGGAAUCGAGACAGAGUUCAUUCUCCUGGACUCAGAGGAUAAGCCUGUCAGUGUCGCUCCUUGGGCUUCGACCGCAAAACUGGCCACGGGUUCGGUUGCCUCGGCUGUUCUUGAAGAAGUUGUCACUGCGUUGGAAGAUAGUGGGAUAGAAGUGCUGAUGUACCACGCUGAAGCCGCCCCAGGCCAGUUUGAGAUCGUCGCAGGCCCGCUCACCCCACUCAAGGCUGCUGACGCAGUCGUUCUCACCCGCGAGGCUAUCUAUAACAUCGCCGCCUCACAUCGUCUUCGUGCCACAUUCGCACCUCGCAUAUUUACAGACAGUUGUGGCAGUGCUGCACACGCUCACAUAUCACUCCACGAAACCGGAAAUCCAACCUCUCCCCCUCGCCCUAGUCCAAACACCAAUAAAUCAACGACCAUGACACCUCUUGAACGCUCAUUCCUGCAGUCUCUCGUAGACCAUUUACCCUCCGUGGCGGCGUUCACUCUGCCUACCUCUGCUUCGUACGCUCGAGUCGUGGAUGGGGCCUGGUCUGGAGGAACAUACUCUUGCUGGGGCGAAGAGAAUCGAGAGUCUCUGGUUCGUCUGACAGGUUCACCCGGCCAACAUCAUUUCGAAGUCCGCUGCAUCGACGGAACCGCCAAUCCUCACAUCGCGCUCACCGCCAUCCUGGGUGUAGGAAUGGAGGGCAUCUAUGAGGGGCGUGAGCUUACGGUCCAGGAACCCGCGAAUGGUGAAGUGGCUAGCGCUUUGGCGGAGGAGGUGAGGCAGAAGUUAGGGAUCACGAAGAGGAUGCCGAGGACGUUGCAGCAGGCUAGAGAGAUGUCGUCGAAGGAGAAGAUGGUGGAGAAGGUUAUGGGAGAUGACUUUUUGCGGAAGUAUAUGUCGGUGAACAAGUUAAUGGAUGAGAAUCUGAACAAGGGAGAAUCGGAAGAGGCAAUGAAGAGGCUGAUUGACACCUACUAAUUCUGCAGAUUGUUCGUCUCACAUUCAUUGACAGAAAUCGAUAGUCGCAUUGUGAAUGUAAUAGUGGUCUGGAUCGCGGUUGGUCUCCCGUUCUAUAUCACGAUUAUAGGUACAUCUACCUGUUGACUUACAGGCAGGGUAUCUAUCCG